AUGCCGGUGGAGGUUGCAGAUCUUUUGACCUUCGAUCAGCUGGCCAGCUACGCAGCUACUCCGUCACAGCUAAAGACGAAGCAAGAAGUGACAAAAGUCAUGGCGGUCAUCAAACCUGUCGACUACGGGGCUUUCUUUGACACAGUCUCACCAGCCAUUGAGACCCACCCGGCGAACUACACAGAGGAGGUGAAAUCUGCCUUCCUCCAGGCAAUAUAUGACAGAGGGAAUCUGUCCUCUCCAGCAAUAAAUGACUCAGAGUUCCUGCUGUGGCUCAGGGUUCGCCUGCGCCCUCUGCUGGUCGACCUCUCUCCCAGCCUGGUGACACCUUUACUUGACAUUGGGAAGAACAGGAGUUGUAAUAGCAGCCAAGAAAUCAUCACAUUGUUGGACACACUACGCUUGACACUUAGGAACAACACUAAAAGGGAAAUCUUUAAAAUUACCCUCCUCUUCCUUCAAGGUCCAACACCUCUCAAAUGUUACACUGGCGGAAGCUUGUACAUGUAUCUGAAAGACACAUUCCUCAGCUUUGGAUUCCCAGAUUUGUCCACGUUCAAAUCUCUACUGCCAGCGACACGUGAAUCAGAGCUCCUAAGUACCAUCACCGCUUCAGAGUUGAAUCAGCUCCUCAGUCAACCCAAUAUGAUUGACAACAACUCUGACAUCUGUUUCCUUUUCAACAACUACAACAACACUCCUGCCUUCCUAGACAAUGAGGAUGUUCCAGACAAUGUGAAGAUGGCGACUCUCCCCUGUGUCUGGCCUUUGGCCCUGAGCAGCAACACCAAACCUGAGGUUGAAUCCUGGUUCGUCCAUCGGUUGAGGAACUAUCUUAAGUUCCUGAACAAGAGCCUCAUCAGCCCCACUGAAGUGCAGAAUGCUACAUGUCUUGCCUUCCAGAAACUGGUCUCUGUAAUGGGAACUAACUUCACAUACAACAGCUCUGAGUUUGGACAGGGUGAUGUUUACACCACCAUCAAGACCUACUUGAGCUCUGGUUCUGGACCCAGAUGCUACAAUGCCAAAGAUCAAGAACUCAACUCAACCUCCUGGUUUGUCAAUUACAUCGGCAGCUUUGUGACAUUCAUCACUCCCGACGAUUUAGCCACCUUCAUCUCCUCCAGUCAAGCUAAAGUGUUCUUGAAGGACCGAGCCAACCUGGAGCUCUUCAACAACACAGCCAUCCCAGAAAAUGUAACCGACUAUUACGUCUCACAGCUAUUUGAAUUAAACCCAACCUUCAACCUUGGGGAGCUUCCAGGAGCUUUCCUGUGCUCCAAUGAGGUCCCAAUUGGAGCGUACACCUCUGUGAAUGAAAAUGACACCUUACUUGUCUUGAAAGAGAUGGCGACAUUCUGCAAUGCAACAGUGAACCCUGAGGCGUCUGCUGCUCUGGCAUCCAACAUCCAGACCAUCACACCCGCAACAUUUGCGACACUCGGCAGUGCCAGUGCAGCCCUGACCAUCAGCAAGAUCACUUCGAUUGACCCAACAGUGCUGGUUUCCUCUUUGUCCACGCUGAGCACAGUUGUCACCUGGACCACAGUCCAAGCCAGCGCUAUCAUCCAGACCAUGAGUGCAGGAGGCUUCCAGAUCACAAAUGCAUCCUCCCUGGAAUCUCUUGGUACCCUUGUUAGCGGAGUUCCCUCGGAGUUAAUAGAAGCAGUUCCAGCUUCUGAGCUACUCAAAAUCUCCCGGAACCCCGCCUUUGUUUCCAGCAUGCUGACAGCCACUGUCGUUGUCCAACAGACCUUUGUCAAAAAGAUUGUAUCCAUGGACCCAAGUCCAGCGAAAGUGGUGCUGAAUGUCCCCGAUGCCAUGGCAACUCAGAUCGCACCGUUUCUGCUGGUGUUUACUAAUGAGACUGUGAACAUUAGUGUGAUGAACAGAAAGACAUGGAAGCCAGAUCAGGCUGCCCUGUUCUUUGGCACAUUGGGUAAAGCAAGCUUUGACACAGAGCAGCUUUCUCCGUCCAUGCUGCAGGGCUUCACAUGUACGUCAGCACAGAAAAUGAAAAGAAACAAGGUCCGGGGCCUGGUCCGUGCCUGCAGAUCGAGGAAGGGCAGGGCCAAAGUGGUGCUGAAGCAAUCACAGCUGACUUGCAUGUACAACCUGCUCAAGGGAAACAUCUCCCAGAACUUCGGAGAUUAUCCUUCUGACAUGCUUCUGUACUUUAACAAAGACGAUGUCAAGAAAGCCAACUGCAGGUCAUACAUUUCUGCAGUUGGGGGUGCAGACUUCACUGUGGCCUCCAGCAUUUUGAACAAGGACUCGCUGCUGCUUAGUGAAGCCAAGACGUGCCUGGGCAUAAAAGGCUUCAGUCUGAGCCGAGACAACGUGGAGGUCAUGGGAAACAUGGCCUGCACUCUGGACGGCUCUUACAUCCAGAACGCUGAUCCUCUCAUCCUGGAAAAACUCAAAGUCUGCAAAGAUCUCUCUGACAGCCAGGUGGCUUCCAUUGAGAAGCUGCUGCUGUCUGGGAAAACACCAUACGGAAAUGUCAACACCUGGAACAAGCAAACACUGACGGACCUGGGGAUCCUUCCUCUGUAUUUCACAAGAAACAUCUGGGGAAAGUUAAAACAUAAAACAAAGAAAAAGCAUCUCAGGAAAUUUAUGCCCCGUCUGAGGAAAAGCAAGACAAAGAAGAGGAAGCUCAAACAUCUUUUCAAACAGAUGAUCGCGCUCAAGGGAAAACGAGGAGCAGGCUGCACAGUGGGAAACAUCACCCAAUUGACAGCGAGUGACCCGUCCUUCCCCUUUGGCUACGAUGCAACACAAUUUGACCUCUGCCUGGACGUCCCUGUUCUGAAGGACAGUCUCAACUCCAUUUGCGAGAAAGUGGUCGAUGAUGAUUUCCAGAAAAUCAUUCUGAAGAAACUCAACCAGGCAUACCCAUCAGGUGUUUCGGAUAAUGAAGUCCAAAUCCUUGGUUCAGUGUCACGUGUAGCAUCGAUUGACGACAUCUCCAAGUGGAGCAUCACCAAAAUCGACACUCUGGCAGCGCUCAUGAAAGAUGAGGAUGGAUCAUGGGAGGCAGCAAAGAGCAAAGCAAUCAUCACAAGUUAUCUGAAUAGUUCUGGGAAAACCCUGGACAGCACUGUGCUCAACACUAUCGGUCUCAACCUGUGCUCGUUGGACGUCAGCACACUGAUGACCAUAACCCCGGAUAGUAUCAGAAAUGCCAACCCCCUGAAUGUGGCUUCAUGUUCGUCUGACCAGAAGAGUGUCCUGUAUGAGAUCAGUAAUACUUCCUUCAGCUCACAGCGCAGCCGUCCUGAGAUCUUUUACAAUUUAAUUAAAAGCUCUAUGGGCGGAGCACCUCUGUUAGAUGUGCAACAACUGUCAACUCAGGACAUCAGCAUGGAUGUCCUCACUUUUAAGAGCCUGGUCCCCAGUGUGAUCGCAGCUUUGAAUGUGGCCACAGUCCAAGGCCUCAUGGGUAGUCAGGUCAGCGAUCUCGAGUUGUUUGCUAAAGACCCUGUGGUUGAGACCUGGGUGAACCGUCAGCUGCAGGUCGAUCUAGACAAACUGGGUCUAAACCUAACCACCAACAGAACCAGCACGACCACUGCACCAUCCAGCUCCAUCAGCAGCACACAUACUGCUACAUCAGCAUCUACACCAGCAUCAGUGUCGACGUCAGCUUCAACAUCUGCACCAGCAUCAGUGUCGACAUCAGCUUCAACAUCUGCAUCAACAUCAGCAGCAGCCAGUAGUGUGACAGCAACACAGGGUACAACCUCAGAUGGGGAGACAGGCUCGCCCUUCACUCAACUUCCAUAUUCCCUGGCUGCUGUGCUGACAUCAGUGCUUCAAAUGCUUCAACUAACCUAA
This is a messenger RNA of Hippoglossus stenolepis (Pacific halibut), 3840 nucleotides long. RefSeq lists its product as uncharacterized. Gene Ontology annotation, cellular component: cell surface. The transcript is spliced from 28 exons. The record is from RefSeq and is a predicted model, not a curated record. Bases 1 to 3840 code for a protein of 1279 amino acids. Gene Ontology annotation, biological process: cell-matrix adhesion. Lineage: Eukaryota; Metazoa; Chordata; Actinopteri; Pleuronectiformes; Pleuronectidae.